Messenger RNA from Hippoglossus stenolepis (Pacific halibut), 3303 nucleotides. RefSeq lists its product as uncharacterized. Gene Ontology annotation, molecular function: proton-transporting ATP synthase activity, rotational mechanism. The coding region runs from base 230 to 1897 and encodes 555 amino acids. The transcript is spliced from 5 exons. Gene Ontology annotation, biological process: proton motive force-driven mitochondrial ATP synthesis. The record is from RefSeq and is a predicted model, not a curated record. NCBI's taxonomy places the organism in Eukaryota, Metazoa, Chordata, Actinopteri, Pleuronectiformes, Pleuronectidae.
AACCUAGCGAUGAUUUCAGUUAUUUCUACUCAGGCUCCUGAGGCGCCACCUAAAGGGUCUUUCCCCUCCACACGGCAACAGAUGACCCUGACGCUCAGGAGAAGUUGUUACACUUUGUUCUAAUGUUAAAGUUCGUUAAACGUCAAACGACUUCUCAUGUCGCCGCCGCCGCAAUUAUUUCCCCGGGACACGCAGCUCUCUGAUUGGCUGUUUGACGCACGCGUUCAGAAUGAGCUCCGAGGUUUGUCCGUCCUGUGGGAAAACCUUCAAAAGGCUGAAGAGUCACCUCCCACAUUGUAAAGCAGCGAACUCCCAAACGAACCCGACCGGAAGUCACGUCGGAGCGAAUCAGACGACAUCGUCUUCUCCGCUGGGCGCAGGCGACAGUGAACCGACGGCGAAGGGGAAGAAGUCCAGAGAGUCAUUGUCAAUGGCAGCAAGUCCACGGGCGAAGAAAAGCACAACAUCCGCACCAGCACAGACGUCUGACAGCACAGGCUCGAGUUCUUCUUCACCUCCUCCAUCAACUAAGAAGAAGAGGGAGAAGCUAUCAGAACAAAUCAAGUUGGCCAGCACGCCGUCCUCCACCACUACCUCCCUCACCUCCUCUCCGCCGCUGUCUCCACCUUCCAUCGCCUCUAAGCCGAAAAAGAAGAGUCUCCGUGCUCUGAUAGAAGCUACAAACACGGACCGAGCCGCUAAAGGAUCCCUGGAAGGAACCGGAUCUGCCUCAGAAGACUUGCUCUCAGGUUCCACUCCUGUUUUAGCAGAUCCUCUAAGCUCCAGAACCUUUAACCCUCCAGAAACCUACAUUAAGACAGACGGCAUCACUUUGUCCGCUCUGUCCACAGACACCAAACCCAAAGAAGCCUCUAAAAAGAAGGCGUCAAAGACGAAGAGGGCUGAACAAUCCCCUCCCACAACCAAAGAGCCAGACUCUGACUCUUUAGAUUCUGGAUUCAAUAACAGGCCUCACGUAAGAGACGACCUCUGGGUGGAUAACGUGAAGGAAACAGAGGAUUCUAAUGUGACCAUUUUGACAUCGGGAAGUGGGGACCAGGCCAGGAUCACCAUCCAGGAUGCUAAAGGCCUUUUAGGCCGAACUAAAACCAGCACAACCAGCAAGAAGAGAAUCCUGAGUGAGACUGAAACUACAGACGACCUGAGCAGCAACAACAGACUUGACACUCGUCUCAGAGCAGUGACGGUUCCAGCAGAGACUGGAAAAGAUGUUGUUCGCUGCUUGGUAACAACUCAAACUGUGUCGGAGCAGCUGCUCAGCGCCAGUUCACAACAAACUGAAUUAUUACCAGUGAAGGAAAGAAGCUCAAAGUCUAAAGAAGCCUUUUUAAUCCCUCUGGAACACGAUGGUUCCUCUCAACCCAAACUCUUCUUCCCGGAAACUCCCCUGAGCCAAACUUCCCCUCCUCCAGGUUCAGUCGGCGCGAUCCAGGGGCAGAAGGUCGGCCGUCACAUGGCAGAACUCCUCUCGCUGCCACUGUCAACCAUCCAGUUCUCCAGUCCUCGUCUUUUACCUCUGACCACACCAAGGCCGCUGGCAAGGGUGGAGACGUCGAGAGCUGCUGAUUGGCUGAUCCUGGAGGACAGGAAACAAAACGCUGCUCUCACUCGAAAGGAAGAGGCUGUGACACGGCCGAGUCUCGGACAGGUGAAGCUGAGGGAGUUACCUCAGUGGCUCGGCUGCAGAGUCCCCAGUCGUCCAAGAGACGCAGUGGAAAUAGCGCAGAGAGGCUGGCAGUGGUAUUACAGGAGAUACAUCGACGUGAGGAAAGGUGGUGUGGGUGGACUGGGCAUCCUGUUAGCAGGAUACUGUGUGCUAAGCUACAUCUGGAGCUACCCUCAUAUAAAGCACGAUCGCUGGAGGAAGUACCACUGAGGUCGAGAGAAGAUGUUUGGACAAGCGAGCGUGGACACGGAAACAACAUCUGUAGCAGGAGGAGUUUUUGUUUAAAGGAGCCAUAUCAAGGUUUUUUCCGUUUUUCACAUAUGUCAUGCCUAGCGUCUAGUCUGACACGCCCCCUAACAAAGUCAGGUAAAGCUAGAGCGGAGGCCGAUGUUUCCUUCAAGCACUGGAGGUGGUUGACCAAUCAGAACAGAGUGAACCAGCUGGCCAAUCAGAGCAGGCUGGGCUUCAUCAGGAGGAGGGCCUUAAAGAGACAGGAGCUGAGUGUUUCAGACAGCGGCUCAAAAGAGGAGCUGCAGCGAUGGACUUCUAGAAAUAGGACAGUGAUGUGUUUUCUGAACAUUGGAGCUUGUAAACCCUUUCAUGUAAGAGCUCAGAUUUAAGUUAUCACCCUGAAUAUGAGUAUAGUGAGUCUCCUUUAAACUAAAAAAGACAAAACCUUUAGAACCAGUGAGCUUUGAAGACGUUGGAAGACAAAUUCUGUUUGUUUUUUACGUUCUGGCUGCUUUUUAUUUAACUGACAAAUAUGGAAGAAGAAUCGAUCCUCUUAUGAAAUUCUCCGCAUCACAGAUGUCUUCUAAAAACCAGUCCUUUACCAACUGGUCGAGUUGUUAUUCAGAGAUUCGUAGUUUAAUGCUCACUUGACCACUCACACCACUGCAGUUUAAUCUAUUCUAUUUAUUUUUAUUUUCUAUUUAUGUUAUAUCAGAUUGAGAGAAAUAUUUAGAAGAAAAAUUAUUGGGAUAAAUAGAUUUUUUUUGAGUUUAACGAAUGUUUUCAUUUGACAAUCCAAAAUAGUUUCAGCUCUGACAUGUGUUCAGAGUCCCGCUGUGUCCCCGGGACUCCACUAGGGGUCAUUGUUGAGUUGUGUUAAUAAGAUUGUGUGGGUUGAGCAGUCCAAUGUUUUCUUUGCUCCUGCAGAGGCUUUGGCGCCGAGGUCCACGAGAGGAUUUAAGGGAACAAACAGUUUUUUAACUUGAUCAAAAUCUUCGUGAGGAAGCUCAGACGUGAUGAAACGUGACACACCCUCACAUCAGCAUCCAUGAGGAGAUUCUAUCUGUGAAGCGGAGAGUCGCAAAUCUGUGUUUUCUUUGGAAACGCUUCCCCUGUCACAUGUUGUUACUCUGCAUGCUGAGUCUGUGAGUGGCUGUGUGAACACUCGCUGAAUAGUAAUGGAGGGACACUGAAGGAGGCUCUCAGCCGGACUGGACCAGUUUCUCAUUGUAUUCAAAAUGAAUUUAUUGUUGACUCCCCUUCGCUGCUGUAGUGAACACACACGAGCUACAAAUGAAGAAAUGACAGUGUUUUUGUAGUUUUCUUCCUCUUUUUUUUCUGAAGCUGCUUCUUGGCAAACACAAUAAAAAAUAAUUUCCAUUUUC